Molecule: messenger RNA, 2094 nt
Organism: Fusarium graminearum PH-1
Lineage: Eukaryota; Fungi; Ascomycota; Sordariomycetes; Hypocreales; Nectriaceae
Exons: 7
Coding region: 1-2094 (697 amino acids)
Biological process (GO): DNA-templated transcription
Molecular function (GO): zinc ion binding; DNA binding
Source: RefSeq, a predicted model, not a curated record
AUGACGAGGGACAAUUCGAGGCCAACAGACUUGGCGGUGGCCCUGACUGGCCACCGGGACUCCCCGAAUCAAAUCGACGAGCUUGUGAUGCUUGUCGUGCCCGUAAGUACGUUGUCCUCUGAAAGCCGCCUAGCUUGCACAAUAACAUGCCAACUCUUCGCCUUAAGUGAACGAAAGAUAGACCUUAUCGAUAACAAGCUAGCAAAAGCCAUUGGACUUCUUGAAAAACUCCAAGUGGGUGGCUCAUCCAACGAAAGUUCUCAACCAGCAAAGACUUCAUGGAUGUCUACAGAGACACCACUCUCUUUACCCACACCAGCCAGCCACUCAUCCCAGCCGAGGCAGGCUCGGGGGCAGGUAGUCGAGGGAGAAUCUUCAUUGACCGCCCACUCUGCCUUUGCCAACGAGUUCUUGCAAAAGGUCGCCGCGACGGACUCCAUACAACAGUCUAGCCCAGAACUAUCUGAGACUCUCGAUGAGUUGUCUGACAUCCUAACGCAACAAGGUGCUGCAAUUGACGAGGCACCAUACCCGCAUGCCAGACCAAUCCAGCCAUUGAAACAGCCACAAUGUGAAAUGCCUCCACUAAAGACGGCUAUUGCUCUGAUCCGAAUUGCAAAAGCCAAAGAACUCGUGGGAAGUGGUUGGAUUUACGAGUUCCUUCCAUUCCAGCGCUUCACCGACAUGUGUCUUGACGUUUACUUCAAUGACAACCAUUCCGAAGCCAACUUUAUCACUGUUAACGCUGGCCUUUAUUCCUUGUUUCGAGACUACAUUUUCCAUGUUUCGGCACAAGAAAAGGAAGCAUACACUGCACAUAGUAUCUUGUGUCGCGACAAUCUUGAGACUGCUUUAUCCAACCUGCCGUUACAUCUACCUGCGACAACUGAUAUGAUUCUUGCUCUUGUGUUUGGAGCUUUCUAUGCUAUCGAGCUGUCGAAGCCGUCUCUGUCAUGGACCUUGACUGUAAAGGCAUCAGAGCUGUGCCAGACUAACGCCUACCAUAGACUCUCAUCGAUGGAAAACGAUAAGAGUGAGGAUUCCCGAUACAAACAGUUUUUAUUUUGGAGCAUCUACUUCAUCGACAAGAGUCUAUCUCUGAGGCUAGGGCGACCCUCGACAAUCCCUGACUGGGAUAUCACGAUACCUCGACCAUCUAUCAACGAUGCUCAUUCGGAACCCGUUUCCGCCUACUUUGUUUUGUGGAUCGAGACAGCCCGAUGCCAAGGCAAUAUUUACGAGAUGUUGUACAGCCCCAAUGCUAUGGCACAAUCCGACCAGGUCAAGCAGUCCAGGGUUGAGGCUUUGCUAUCGGAUCUGCAUCAAUUAGAGACAACAACCUUGGAAACCAAUACCAUAUGGCUGGAAGAAGCAAAGAAGAGUUCUGGCGAGGAUCUAGUGAAUUUCUUCUAUGUGUCGGAUAACGUCCUCCGCCUAUCACUCCUCACGCUUGUUCAUCGCGCUGCUCCACGCUUGCCUGGCUCUGCUACAACUUUCAAUUCCGACUGCAUCGCUGCUGCUAGGACAACCUUACAGAAGCAUGAAGAAUGCAUAGCCCUCAUUCAAAGAAGUGCAACACCAUAUCUUGCGACAUACAUGCAUUGGACACUUCUAUUUGCUCCAUUUAUUCCAUUCAUCGUCAUUUUCUGUCAUGUCAUCGAAACCCAAAAUGAGUCGGAUCUUGCCCGUCUUCAGGCCUUUGUCACGUCUAUCCAAUCUGCCACAUCAAUUUCUAGACCCGCUGCUAGGUUACAUCGAUUGUUCCAAACUCUUUGCAAAAUUGCUCUAAGCUACAUCAAGUUUCACUCUACGACACCAGCGGACAACCGGCAAUACGGUUCAAAAAUAGACUCUUACUUGGACGCUCUGGGAUUCUCUUCUGCAAGCGGUGGCAAUCCUAGUCGACAUGAUAAUAUGUUUUCUCAGCAAAAUAGUAUCGUCGGUGAUGGGGCGAUUGGAAGCAAUAAUGCAGGAACUAGUGUAGACGGUGUGGGCGACGAAUUUCGCGUUAUCAACCCGAUGAUGUGGAUGGGAAAUAGUAUGGAGUUGGAGGAAUGGCUAGAGAACAGUGAGGUCAUGGCCGGUUUGAUUUAG